Messenger RNA from Pocillopora verrucosa, 2182 nucleotides. RefSeq names its product proton-coupled folate transporter. The record is from RefSeq and is a predicted model, not a curated record. Gene Ontology annotation, biological process: transmembrane transport. Gene Ontology annotation, molecular function: transmembrane transporter activity. Gene Ontology annotation, cellular component: membrane. NCBI's taxonomy places the organism in Eukaryota, Metazoa, Cnidaria, Anthozoa, Scleractinia, Pocilloporidae.
CGCUGAGAUAGCAAUCUUGUAAGAAGAUUCUGUGAUCUUUUGGAGUCAAUACAAACAUUUACGAAACAUUCGUCACUUCCAAUAGGAUAUUAAUUAUCAAGUAACAUAACUCAGACAGAAAUAUCAAGGAAAGAGAACCACAAUGCCUACUCUGAAUUUGCCAAGAUGGAGACGUUACCUAACAGUGGAACCAGUCGUACUUUUUUAUACAUUUGGUUUGUUCAUGAGUCUUCCCGUCAUGACACAGUACAUAUACUUCAGAGUCAGUGAAUUUAAGGGCUUUCCGUACAACAUAUCGGCAACUACUGAAAAGGGAUGUGUCGAAGAUUCUAAUGGAAACGGUACGUCUUUGGCGGAGUUGGAGAAAGAGGUGCAAACCCUGGCGGCUAGAAUUGACAUGGGAAAUAUCCUCUUCCAGUCUCUACCGUCCAUUCUUAUGGUCCUUCUUUUGGGUCCUUGGACGGACACCGGUGGAAGACGUCCCGCUCUGUUAGCCCCUCCUCUAGGGAGUGCACUAGAGGCCAUUACUGUUCUGCUUAUAAUGUAUUUUGAUUGGCCAGUGUUUGUGUUGUUUGUCGGCUCGGCCAUAAAUGGCUUCUCGGGAUUCUUUACAAUCAUGAAUAUGGCUGCUUUCGCUUAUGUUUCUGACAUCACAACCGAAGAAGGACUCGCUAUCCACAUUGCCGUUGUCCAGCUCGUGGUAUUCAUUGGCGGAGUCGUGAGCCAGUUGACCAGCGGUGCAUGGUUGAAUAGACUCGGUUUCAUCCCUCCUUAUUGGUUCAUUUUCGCCUGUCACGUGGCCGGGUUGCUAUGGGCGGCGUUCAUGGUACCGGAAUCAAAACGCGAAAGCCAGAAAAACAAGAUCCGCUUCUUCAGCUUAGACAGCUUUAAAGCAGUAUGGAGUGUGUACAAGAAACCAAGAAACGGCGGAAGAAAAAAUCUCCUUAUGCUUCUCAUCUCGGAUGGGAUAAUCACUCUAGGGGUUUUGGGUAUCAGUGGAGUAGUGUCGCUAUUUGUCCUGCGCACCCCACUCUGCUGGGGACCAGCUACGCUUGGGGUUUUUAUGGCUUUCCGAUUCUUCAUGCAGGGUUUUGGUGGAAUCGUGGGAAUCGGAAUUCUGAAAAGGUUCAUGAGCGAGGUGAAUGUCAUGAGAGUUGGCAUGGUGUCCCAAUGCCUUUCGCUGGUUUUCUUUGCCUUUAGUAAUCGCACAUGGAUGGUUUUUUUAGUUCCCCUUAUUGGUAUUUUUGGCGGUGCUGUUGUUCCGUUGUACAAAGGGAUGAUGUCACAGAUGGUUGAACCUGAUGAACGAGGUGCCAUGUUUUCCUCGGUGGCCACAGUGGAUACAUUCUGUAACUUCUUGGGCGCGUUUAUCUUUAAUCCGAUGUACAUCCAAUCCUCUAAGUUUGGUUUUCGAGGGUUGCCAUUUCUUGUGGCUGCUGUACUGAUAAUCAUUCCGAUGAUCUUGACCAAGUUUUUAAAGAAUCCGAUGUCGUUUAGAAAGAUGACAGAAACCUUAACUGAGCCCGAAGCGGAUGAAACAGAAGUAAAACUCGAAGACAUACCUCUUGACGAAGAUGAACCUCAAACGACCGUACUUUAGAUAUCAAUGCAUUUCCCAAAUAAAAAAAAAUUGCUUCAAAGACAGAUCUUAAAAUACUUUCCUUCUUCGUGGAAGGACUAGGCCCGACAAUUCUAAGACGUCACUCAUGACGUCACAGCAAACGCAAUCCAAAGUAUUCCUGAUUGGUUGGUUGUUACUUUCGUAGAGGAAGUCAUGACCAAUCAACAGCCGAUUGGAUGACGGCAUGACUAAGUCAUCAGACGACUCAUCCUCGCAAAAAAAAGAAAACUAUCAACAGCAAGCCAUACACUAAGGUAACCCUUUAAACCCUCGGAGUGACAAAAAAGGAAAUGAUCACCAACUUAAGAGGCUCUUGAUUAUUAAAACAAAUUAUCCUCAUAUAUGGAAAAUAGUAUGGAUAAUAUGCAUACUGAUGUUAAUUUUCAUCUCUCUUUUAUCCAAUAAAGUUAAACUGUACUCACAAUUUCAAAAAGAGGUUAUUUCAAGUCAAACAAACACACCAUUGUUUUAAUUGGCAAAACUCACUGUUUAAUAUCAUAACAAAGGCUACAAAUUCUAUAUCCCUCUCUACAAAGCCAGUCAUAUAGCUCAGCUAAAACA